This is a messenger RNA of Chara braunii, 1544 nucleotides long. The record is from the annotation of a GenBank genome assembly. Lineage: Eukaryota; Viridiplantae; Streptophyta; Charophyceae; Charales; Characeae.
CGGAUCUGGACUGAUCACAUGAUGCAGCAAUUGGAAUAGAAUCUGGUUCAUCACUUCAGCCUAUCCAUUGGCUUAGGAUGACAACCAAAUGUCAUAUCCAAUCUGGAAUGAAGGUAAUCCUUGCAGUAGGAUUGCCAUUCACUGCUGCAAAAUCGGGGAUCUCUGUCACUGACGAUAGAGGCAUAAUGGGACUUUACAGAGGCCUUGGCAGUAACUUUGCCACUGCUGCUCCGAUUUCUGCCAUUUACACAUCCACCUAUGAAUCUGUCAAGGAAUUUCUCCUUCCCUGCCUGCCCAAGAAGUACCAUUCAGUUGCACACUGCGUUGCCGGUGGAUGUGCCAGUGUUGCUACUUCAUUCGUCUUCACACCAAGCGAAUGUGUGAAACAGCGCUUGCAAGUUGGUGGGACGUACACGAACAGCUGGGCAGCCUUGGUCGGAAUCCUUCAAUCUGAAGGCCUGUGUUCACUCUAUGCUGGAUGGGGAGCAGUUUUGUGCCGGAAUGUCCCACAGUCAAUAAUAAAGUUUUUGACGUAUGAGCAGCUGAAGCAGUGGGCUAUGCAGAACAACGACGGUGAUCGUCUUUCUCAUUUGCAAACGCUUGCGAUAGGAGGCACUGCAGGGUCAACAGCUGCGUUUUUCACAACUCCUUUUGAUGUUAUCAAGACACGACUGCAAACACAGGUACCAGGUCUUUCAGCAAAGUACAACGGAGUGGGUCAUGCUCUGACUACUAUUCUUGCAGAAGAAGGCAUCAGUGGACUGUACAGGGGUGUAGGACCAAGGCUUUUCAUUUAUGUGUCUCAAGGAGCAAUCUUCUUUGCAUCCUACGAGUUUGCAAGAAAGCUUCUUUCGACGGCAGUGUGGCCUCUGGCAACAAAUCAAGCAACCGAACGUUUGUCUGCUUAUGCGAGAGAGGUUGUGAAAGAGGAAGAAUGGAUCAGGACAAGCAUGCGAAGAAAGGAAGGCGGAGUGGCAAGGGUAAAACUGAGAAGCAGGGACAAAGGAUGAGGGGAACGUUUAUCGUUUGGGUAUAUGUAGAUAGACAAGGAAGUAUGCAUUGAAGAGUGUAGGUAGGGUUGUCUCGAAGUUGCGAAGGAGAGGGAGAGGGAGAGGAAAACACAGUGCUAGACUGCAUAGCGAAGCUGUGGUUUCAACGAGGAGCUGAUGUGAUCAGUACUGACCAUUAAGUUAUCAUGACCUUGGCUGGUCGGCAGGCUUAUAUUUCGACUGCCCAACUGUUUUUCGACUGUUAGUUGAACGACAUGUUGAUGAGGCGAAGCAAGACAAGGAGGAAGCAGAAGGUAGGUGCUUUUUGUAUAUUUGAAUGCAUCCCUUAGCAUUGAAUCACAUGGUUCAUUUUUGACGUCCAUGACCCGUAGACAGCGGAGGAUUCAUAGAGGUGUUCAAUAAGUGCAAAAUGCAAAUAUAAAUGAUGUUUUGUGAACUUCAAAGCUACCGCACAAUAGUGUGACGCAUUGGGUAGAACUUCAGCUUAUUCAUGAAGGACGGGGCGGAGCGGAGAAGCUAGGGCUUACCAAGAGG